Hypomesus transpacificus is the source of this 2189-nucleotide messenger RNA. It is a transcript of the gene wnt2, whose product is annotated as wingless-type MMTV integration site family member 2. The coding region runs from base 329 to 1381 and encodes 350 amino acids. The transcript has 5 exons. Gene Ontology annotation, cellular component: extracellular region. NCBI's taxonomy places the organism in Eukaryota, Metazoa, Chordata, Actinopteri, Osmeriformes, Osmeridae. Gene Ontology annotation, biological process: multicellular organism development; canonical Wnt signaling pathway; neuron differentiation. The record is from RefSeq and is a predicted model, not a curated record. Gene Ontology annotation, molecular function: cytokine activity; frizzled binding.
AGUUUCUUCACCUCAUUCCUGAGACAAGAUUGCGCCCACCCCUUGUGUAAGCAAUUUAAACCUGAUAGAGGAUCAUCUGCCUAUCUUUACACCGAAAAUCUUUGUAAACUCAAGUUCUCAUGCGCGGAGCUUUAUCCAAAACCACAGUUAUGAUUUUUACGGGCACAAAUCCGACCGGUUAGCGCGAUUAAAGCACUUUUAUUUUGAUUUGUGCAACUGAGAAUCCCUAAACCAGAAAUAUACGCGCGCCACUAUCCUUUCCUUUCCCCAUGAAAAUGCUCUGAACAGGUGCCUGAACGAAUGUGCACACCGACCAAAGUUUAGUAAUAUGAACUUAUUUCCAAGUGGAAUAUAUUUUUAUUUAUCUGUAGCAAUCUGUUGGCUAGCGUCAGGUGUCCACGCAUCUUGGUGGUACAUGGGUACCCUCGGGUCGCAAGUGAUGUGCGACAACAUCCCGGGGUUAGUCAGCAAACAGCGGCAGCUGUGCCGCCAGCAUCCCAAAGUCAUGCAGGCUAUAGGAGCCGGGAUGAAAGACUGGAUCGGCGAGUGUCAGUAUCAGUUCCAGAACCACCGCUGGAGUUGCAACACCAUGGCGCGGGAACACAACGUGUUCGGGCGGCUUCUUUCGCGUAGUAGUCGCGAGGCGGCCUUUGUCUAUGCCAUUUCCUCAGCCGGCGUGGUGUACACACUGGCACGAGCCUGCAGCCAGGGAGAGCUCGACUCGUGCUCCUGCGACCCCACCAAGAAGGGCUCAUCGCGGGACACCAAGGGCGCCUUCGACUGGGGCGGCUGCAGUGACCACGUGGAGCACGCCAUGAGGUUCAGCCAGGUGUUCGUCGAUGCCAAGGAGAGGAAGGAGAAGGACGCCCGGGCCCUCAUCAACCUGCACAACAACCGCGCCGGCCGCAAGGCGGUGAAACGCUUCAUGACCCUGGAGUGUAAGUGUCAUGGGGUGAGCGGCUCGUGCAGCGUCAGGACCUGCUGGCUGGCCAUGGCAGACUUCCGACGCACGGGCGACCACCUUCGUCGGCGCUACAACGGAGCUGUCCAGGUGGCCGUCAACCAGUACGGCACCGGCUUCGCUGCCCUCCUUGCCCACGCCAAGCGGCCAAGCAAGAAUGACUUGGUGUAUUUUGAGGACUCGCCCGACUACUGCAUGCAAGACCAUGAGUCUGGUUCGGUGGGUACAGACGGUCGUGUCUGCAACCGGACGUCCCGCGGCAUGGACAGCUGCGAGGUCAUGUGCUGUGGCCGUGGUUACGACACGUCGCGGGUCAGCCGCACCACCAAGUGUGAGUGCAAGUUCCAUUGGUGUUGUGCAGUGCACUGUAGAGACUGUGAGCACCAGGUGGACGUACACACCUGCAAGUCCCAGACGUGACCUGGCUGCAGCCACGUCGACCGGACAAACAACCCGGCCGUCAGACCCGACAGGGGCGCAUACCUGACACAUCACUUCGGCCUGUAUUAGGCUGAGUUAAAGCCUCAAACUAACUUUUGUCCAUUUUCCAUAAAUCCAUUAUGCUUCAGUUAGCAUGAUUCACUGUGCAAGAAUGUAAAGCUGUCAACAUUUAUACAACCCCCCCCCCACAAAUAUGUGAUUUGCAUCCAUCAAACUGCUGUAGUUACAGAAAAGACUAUCAAGCUCUUAAUCACCACUAGUAUUGUUUUAGUUUUUUAAGGUGACAUGCACCUUUUUAAGAAUAGUACAGCAUCAACAUGGCAUUAUAAAGUCAUUUACAGGUUGCUUGUGCAGAAUUUGUGAUUUUAGGACACAUCCAUGUUGCGGUGUUUCAUAUACUGUAUAGUUUGCGUAUUGUCUAUAGAGCUGAUUAUCCAAAUAUCUAUUAGUUUGAGUAAAAGCUGAAGUUAAAUUCCAAAAUGCAACGUCAACUCAAAUGUCAACUUUUGUCAAAUCUUUGCAAGCUAAAAUAAAUACUGUUGAUGGAUUUGUUUUAUCACUAGCUGCUUUGUGCAAUUCACUUGGAUAAUAUUUCUUAAAAUGAUAGGACUUUGGGAUUAAAUGCUGGUCAACUUCAUGUUGACCAGCAAACAGUGGUACGCAUGUGCAGUAAUCAGAUGUGUAAACACUAAACAACUUCAUUUUUUUCAAACAUCAUUUUUGGUGACCACAAUGUCAAUUUAUGUAAUUUUAAAAUAAAGUUUUAAUGCAAUUUAAGAAAAACUUA